Messenger RNA from Zingiber officinale, 1431 nucleotides. Its product is annotated as pectate lyase-like. The transcript has 5 exons. Gene Ontology annotation, molecular function: pectate lyase activity. Bases 1 to 1299 code for a protein of 432 amino acids. The record is from RefSeq and is a predicted model, not a curated record. Lineage: Eukaryota; Viridiplantae; Streptophyta; Magnoliopsida; Zingiberales; Zingiberaceae.
AUGGAGCUUUAUGUCAAAUUCUUCUCUUUCUCUCUGCUUUUCCUCGCCUCUGCUGCUCUGUCCUACGCCCACAUCGCCGUCUUCGACGACUACUGGGCGAAGCGCGCCGCUGAGGCUCGCAACAAUACGCUGAACGCCUACGUCUCCGAUCCGGGGACCGUCGUCAACAAUUUCAAUGCGGGCUCAGCCAAUCUCACGAGGAGAAGCCUCCGGGGCAAAGGCAAGAGCGACGGCCCGUGCCUCGCGACGAACCCCAUCGACCGAUGCUGGCGGUGCCGCGAUGAUUGGGCGAGCGACCGCAAGCGUUUGGCGCGGUGCGCGAAGGGGUUCGGGCGCACCGCCUUGGGCGGCGUCCAAGGGCAGAUCUACGUGGUGACCGACCCCUCCGACGACGACCUCUUGGACCCGCGCCCGGGGACGCUCCGGUACGGCGUCACCCGCGACGCGCCGCUGUGGAUCAUCUUCGCCCGCGACAUGGUCAUCCGCCUGCAGCAGGAGCUGAUGAUCAACAACUACAAGACGAUCGACGGGCGGGGAGCCAACGUGCACAUCGCCUACGGAGCCAGCCUCACCAUCCAGUUCGUGCAGCACGUGAUCGUCCACAACCUGCACAUCCACGACAUCAAACCCGGGUCCGGAGGUAACAUCCGCGACUCCGAGCAGCACUGGGGCAUCCGCACCCGCAGCGACGGCGACGGCAUCAGCAUCUUCGGCGCCUCCAACAUCUGGGUCGAUCACAUCUCCAUGUUCAACUGCGCCGACGGUCUCAUCGACGCCAUCGAGGCCUCCACCGCCAUCACCAUCUCCAACUGCCAUCUUACCCGCCACAAUGACGUGAUCUUGUUGGGCGCCAGCGACGCGAAUUCAGCGGAUGUGAAGAUGCAGGUGACGAUUGCGUACAACCAUUUCGGGCAAGGCCUUGUGCAGAGGAUGCCAAGGUGCCGAUGGGGAUUCGUCCACGUAGUGAACAACGACUACACGCAUUGGCUGAUGUACGCCAUCGGCGGCAGCAUGCACCCCACCAUCAUCUGCCAAGGCAACAGAUAUCUCGGCCCAACAAAUCAAGCCGCCAAAGAGGUGACGCACAGGGAAUACGCAGAGGAAUCCGUGUGGAAGAACUGGAACUGGCGGUCGGAGGGGGACCUCCAAAUGAACGGGGCCUUCUUCGUUCAGUCGGGCCGCGAUACCACCGGUGGCUUCUCCAGGCAACUACUCAUCAAGGCGAAGCCUGGGACGGCGGUCGGACGCCUCACUCGCUUCUCCGGCGCUCUCAACUGCCGCCCUAAUCGCCCCUGCUGAUCGACGUCGACGCCUGCAUCAAAUGCGAAGUUUGCUAUUGUGAUGGAGGAGGAAGAGCGCGGAUGAUAAGAGAUGGGAAUGAGAUGGAUUUCCUUUUCUAAAAAAUUUCUCAAAUCCUGUCUCUUAUCUUGU